Molecule: messenger RNA, 339 nt
Organism: Aspergillus niger
Lineage: Eukaryota; Fungi; Ascomycota; Eurotiomycetes; Eurotiales; Aspergillaceae
Exons: 4
Coding region: 1-339 (112 amino acids)
Source: RefSeq, a predicted model, not a curated record
AUGCCACGUGUAUACCAUCGACUGGGUCUCCGAUUCAAAAUUGGCCACCACCUAACAGCGACCUUCCCUGCUCCUGCACACACAACCGGGGGAGGGGGUUGGGAUGUGGGUAUGGUACUUUUUAAGUUCCUUCCCGCACUCCAGCCGCUUGAUUUGCUGGGUCCGAAGUUGGGCUGGGUUGGGUUGCCGGAGUACUGGUGGGGAGUCGCCCAUGUUGGACGUUGGAGGGCGCUUGCUUGCAUGCAUGGAUUGGUUUGGGAAGUACCUGAUGGAAACAGUAUUCCAGGGACAAAGAGGCGAGGGAAACUUUUACGGCGUGUUGAAUGUGCGCUUUCAUAG